UCUUAUUUCUCAGGCUUCCCGUUCCCUCACACUAGGAGUAGAUAUAACCGCCACCGCCGCCGCCUCCUCCUCCUCUAUCCCGGGAAGUCUACCGAGCCAAAAAAAGGUCCAAAUUUCUUCUGAGAUGAAGAAGGCUAGCCCGAAACAAAGAGGAUGCUGAUACAGUAUAAACAUGAGCCUACAAUCUGUGACUUUCAGCUAAAACCUUGGCUACAACCUAAAACUUAAAUAUAAGAUAAACCUUUUAUCUAGUGGCAUCCAUCCUAAUGGAGACUGAUGCGGAUGCAAAACAAAGCUCUUUGGUUUUGAUCAAGCAAGGUGCAGAGGCUAGGGUAUUUGAAUCAACAUUUGUGGGUAGGAGGUCUAUUAUAAAAGAACGCUUUUCGAAGAAAUAUAGGCAUCCAUCCCUGGACUCAAAACUCACUCUCAAACGCUUAAAUGCGGAGGCUAGGUGCAUGACAAAAGCAAGACGACUUGGGGUUUCUACACCAGUGCUUUAUGCUGUGGACCCCAUGCUGCAUUCCCUAACUUUUGAAUAUGUUGAAGGUCCCUCAGUCAAAGAGAUAUUUCUUGACUUUGGAGAGCAAGGUAUUAUUGAAGAAAGGAUGGAUGAUAUUGCAAAACAGAUUGGUGAUGCAAUUGGAAAACUGCAUGAUGGUGGCCUCAUACAUGGUGAUUUGACAACAUCUAACAUGUUAGUUCAAAGUGGCACCAAUCAGCUCGUACUAAUUGACUUUGGUCUAAGCUUUACGUCAACUCUUCCAGAAGAUAAAGCAGUUGAUCUAUAUGUACUUGAACGAGCAUUACUCUCCAUGCAUUCUUCUUGUGGAAAUGUAAUGGAUCGAAUUCUUGCUGCAUAUAAGAAGUCCUCAAAGCAGUGGUCUUCAACCCUUAAUAAGCUAGCCCAAGUACGACAAAGGGGGAGGAAGCGGACAAUCGUUGGUUAAGCUGCUGCAGCUCUCUGUUUACAUUAAGGUAAACAGCUUUAAAGAUGGAAGGACUUUGGUUGAUCAUAAUGUGCAGGAGGAGUUAUGCUUUGCUUCACCCACGUCUGUGAUUGUUUUGAAGAUACUGCUAAUAUUUUAAGUUCUUCAAAUUGUUGACGCGAACUGAUAGCUUAAAUUGUUCUUUGUGCCAUGAGAAAAUAUAGCAGUAGUAUUCGCACUUAGCUGUAUAUCGGAAGGAGUAGGCACCAUUAAAAGGGAUGCUGGGGUCUUCGGUUUCUAUUUAUGAAGAAUGUGAUCAGAUGAGUGUAAUCUAAUUUGGUUUCCUUCUUGUUUUCUGGUGGAUGACUCUGUUUUUUCUUCUAAUGUAUGGAACAGUUUGCUUAAAAGUGCCAAUGGCUGGAUAUUUUUCACUU
Molecule: messenger RNA, 1360 nt
Organism: Coffea eugenioides
Lineage: Eukaryota; Viridiplantae; Streptophyta; Magnoliopsida; Gentianales; Rubiaceae
Product: EKC/KEOPS complex subunit TP53RK
Exons: 9
Coding region: 267-947 (226 amino acids)
Biological process (GO): protein phosphorylation
Cellular component (GO): nucleus; EKC/KEOPS complex; cytosol
Molecular function (GO): protein serine/threonine kinase activity; ATP binding
Source: RefSeq, a predicted model, not a curated record